UAUGUGUCAAGACUUUUUCACCUGCAAGAGUUGUUAGCAAGUUUGAAUGUGACAUAUUUGGUCAAUUACUUAUUAAGGAAGUUAUUUGAGCCUGUAAAGCUAGUUACUGGUCACAAUUCCUAUAUAAUAUAUGAUGCUCGGGGCAUUCUUUUUGCUAUCAAACUACCUUAAACAUGCCUAGACCAUCUGUAUCAGAGACUUCAUGUCGUAAAUUUUCACUUCAUGAGAUCAAAUCCGCCACAAACAAUUUCUCCACUAACUUGAUCAUUGGUGAAGGCUCUUUUGGGAUUGUGUACAGAGCCAAAAUUGCUAUCCAAGGAAAAACAACAACUGUUGCUGUGAAAAGAAGGAAUUCUGACUCCAAGCAGGGGUCAAAUGAGUUUUGGACAGAGGUAGAGCUACUGUCACAGAGCCGACACACGCAUCUCAUAUCUCUCAUUGGCUACUGCGAUUACCAAGAUGCCAAGGAAAUGAUACUUGUGUAUGAGUAUAUGCCAAAUGGAACGCUUGCUGAUCAUAUAUACAAGAAAAAGCGGAAUUCAUCUGAUCUGUGUUGGGAACAACGUCUAAAGAUAUGCAUAGGUGUUGGCCGUGGAUUGGAGUACCUUCACACUGGCACAGGAAGUAAUCAAAUAGUUGUUCACCAUGAUUUGAAGAGCUCCAAUAUUCUGAUAGACGCGGAUUGGGCAGCUAAAAUAUCAGAUGUUGGUUUAUGCAAGAAGUAUUUCAGCAACCACGCUGAUACUCCGAUUAGUGCUAGCGUGAAAGGUACACCUGGGUAUAUGGAUCCUCACUAUCGGAAGACAAAAGAGCUAUCAACAAAGACCGAUGUGUAUGCGUUUGGUGUCGUGUUACUGGAAGUGCUCUGUGGUAAGCGGUCAUUAGAUUUUGCAGUGGCUGGUAGGCCAAAGAAGCUAUUACCAUGGGCUCCACAAUGCAUAAGAGACGGAUAUGUGGAUAGGGUCAUUGACCGUAGUCUCAAGGGGAGAAUAGCUGAUGAUGGCUUACGUAUCUUUCAGGACAUCACUCUGCAAUGCUUGCAAGAGCGUCCAAAUAAAAGACCUGCUAUGGUGGAAGUUGUGGCAAAGCUAGAAGCUGCUUUGGCAUUACAAAAUCCCCAAUAUUCUUCUUCUGAUGAAGAUGAUUUCAUCAAAGUUUACUUUGGCCAAGUUGACUGUUCAAGCUCUUCAAACUCAGAUGCAGGCUCACUCAGACAUGCAGUUGAGAGUGGGUCGGGUAAAAGUGAUAACGUCAAACAGUUUCCCAGCUCCGAGUCAAACCUCACCACAGUACCUAGGAACUUUGUAAAGUCAAAAUCAUUUUCUGAAAACAAGGCUUUGGGUUUCGCUGCGGCUGAUGUGCAAAGUAAUCAAGUAGAAGCUGGUGUGUCUACGAAUAGCAGUAUGAUGUCUGGAAUAUCUAAUAGCUUGUCUGAGUAUGACAAACUGACUAUGAGAAUGCACCUACCCAGUGCAGUGGUAGAUAAUGAAUCAUGCGAAAAUGCUACUGUCAUAAAGGUUUAUAGUACUAGCACACCCGGAGUGCUAUUAGAACUUCUCCAAGUUCUGACUGAUUUUCAUCUCAAAAUUACUAAAGCUUCCAGAGAUUCUGAUGGAUUGUGGUUUAUGGAUGUUUUCUUUGUUAUUGAUCAAGAAGGGAACAAAGUCACUGAUAAAGACAGAAUACAGAAUUUACAGAAGGUUCUACUUGUAUAUUCAAGUCCCACCUCACCCAUGGGAAGGAAAUGUGAGGAGAGAUCUAUUCCAGCCGGUCACACAACUAUUGAGUUAAUAGGAAACGAUAGACCUGGGUUGAUAUCAGAACUAACGGCUAUACUCAGCGACUUGCAAUGUAAUGUAGUGAGUGCUGAAGUAUGGACCCACAACACUAGACUUGCAGCCGUGAUGCAUGUAAGUGACAAGGAGACAAAAUCACCCAUCAUUGUACCAGAGAAGCUCUCCAAGAUCAAAAAAGUUCUGUUGAUUGUCCUUAAGGGAGGCCGUGAUAAUAGGGAAGCUGUGAUUACAUUCUCUUAUGGGUGUACAUGGUUUGACAGAAGACUUCACCAAAUAAUGUUUGCUGAUAGAUACUACCAAGAUGGGCUGACACUAGAUGAUUAUAGAAGACGAAAAGCAGAUAUUGUUAGCUGGGCUGAUAAUGGUUACUCGGCCAUCAGAAUUCGGUGCAAAAUUACGCCGAAGGUUCUAUUUGAUACCAUUUGCACACUGACAGACCUCAAGUAUUGUGUUUUCCAAUCGAACUUUUUUGCUGAUGGGCCAGAAGCAUACAUGGAAUUUUGGAUCAAACAUCUCGAUGGAUCACCGUUCAAAUCAGAUACAGAGACACAGAAAGUGAUAAAAUAUCUUGAAACAGCAAUAGAGAGAAGAGUUUAUAAGGGGUUGAAGAUCGAGAUACGUACAAAAGACAGAGUUGGGUUGUUAUCUGAUGUCACCCGCAUCAUGCGUGAGAACAGUCUAAACAUUACACGGGCGGAGGUUGCAACUACAGGUGACAAAGCCGUGUUUGCAUUUUACUUGGAUGAUAAUCUGGGAUAUCCUGUAAGUAUGAAGAUUAUAGAGGACGUUAAAAAGGAAAUCGGAGAGAAUAUACUUCACGUCAAAGGCAAACGUACAGAUUCAUAUCAAUCGACUCAGGAAGCUUUAACCAGGUCUUCCUUCAAGGAGGUUUUAAAAACUUUUCUCGGUUGGGUGGGAUUGGCCGAGCAUCAGGUAUUUUCCCUUUUAAAGUAAACCUGCAACAAUGCUUGACGUUUCAUCAAGUAGAUACCUAAUUUAAUAGUUUGCAGGCUGUUACAUGAAAGUAGCUAAUUUGUACAUAGUUUCACUACUAUUUAUUAUUCAUGUGUAACAUCUCAAUAGAUUAUGUUACUAUAAUCUAAUCUAAUGUACAGUAAUACAAAUUCUUUUUGGGCAUAA
This is a messenger RNA of Erigeron canadensis, 2936 nucleotides long. RefSeq lists its product as uncharacterized. The transcript has 10 exons. The record is from RefSeq and is a predicted model, not a curated record. Gene Ontology annotation, biological process: protein phosphorylation. NCBI's taxonomy places the organism in Eukaryota, Viridiplantae, Streptophyta, Magnoliopsida, Asterales, Asteraceae. Gene Ontology annotation, molecular function: protein kinase activity; ATP binding. The coding region runs from base 174 to 2750 and encodes 858 amino acids.